CCAUCCCUCUUCUUAUAGAUCACACUCAAAAUGAAUGUCUUAUCUCUGCCCACUGAAGAGGAAAUCAAAGUUACUGUCUGAGACAUGGAUCCUAAUUCCUCUCCUGGUCCAGAUGGUUUCAACAUCAACUUUUUCAAGCAAUGCUGGGAUAUUUUCAAAGACGAUUUAACUUCUGCUUGCCAAGAGGUCUUCCUUGGAAUUCCUCUUCCCAAGGCAGCAAGUUCAUCUAAUAUUUGCAUGCUUCCUAAAACUGAUAAUGCAAUGAGACUCAAUGAUUUUAGACCAGUUUGCCUAUCUACUCUGGCCUCAAAGAUUGCCUCUAAAUGCAUUGUUAAUAGGCUUGGAAAGCUCCUUCAUCUAAUUAUUUCUGAAGAACAAGGGGCUUAUGUUCCAGGAAGGGAGAUUAUGGACCAAAUUCUUAUCACUAAGGAGUUGGUUCAUCACAUCAAUAGGAAAGCUCAUGGUGGAAACCUUAUCGUCAAACUUGACAUCGCCAAAGCUUUUGAUAAGCUUAAAUGGUCAUACCUGAUGGACAUCCUCAAGGCUUUUGGCUUCUCUCCUCAAUUCAUCCGCAUGGCCAACAUUAUUGAUUCCCCAGUCUGGAAGAGAAUCUUCAGCAUUGAUGAAUCUACCAUUGACACUUGUUCUGUCUCUGAUGAUGGCAUGAUGCACUGGAAGCUUGAUCCUAGUGGCUCUUUCACCUUCAAAUCAGCAUAUGAAUUCUGUAGAGCAGGUUCAACCCCCAGGGCCUCUUUUAAAUACCUUUGGGAAUCCCCCCAAAACCCAAAAAUCUGCAUCUUCACUUGGAAACUAUUCCAGCACUGUAUUCCUAGUCCUGAGAAUCUGCAGAAACUUGGUUUCCUCAUACCUUCAAUGUGUCCUUUCUGUCAAAGGGGAUCUUACACUGCCAAACAUUCCCUUAUAGAUUGCCAUAUGAUCAAAGGGGUUUGGCAUCAUUUCUCAGCCUGUGUUGGAAUCUUACACCAGGACUCCUCAAGUAUUAACCAACACUUCAUGAACUGGUGGCUUAGAGGAAACAAUAACAUUUAUGGUUUCCUAAGAAAGCACUUGCCUGGAAUCAUUUCAUGGAACAUUUGGAAAGCUCUUAACUCACUCCUCUAUGAGGACAUGAACAGUUUCAAUCCCUCCAAGCUUAUUGAUUCCAUUUCUAGGUAUACAAGGAACUGGCUCCAAAUGAAAUUGCCUAAACAACUUAGAGUCUUUGAUGCUUGGCUUAUAGGCACAAACUUACUGCCUAAAUUCCAAUCCAAUCCUUCCAUUCGAUUGGUCAAGUGGCUAGCACCUCCUAAGGGCAGGCUCAAACUUAAUGUGGAUGCGUCUUUCACCCAUAAUGCUAAGCAAGGAGCAGCUAUUCUUAGAGAUGACCAGGGAAGAUUCGUUGGUGCCGCCUCUUUCCAAGUUACAGGUGAAUCACCCUACCAAGCUGAAGUGGAUGCAGCCAUCAAAGGAAUAACAUGGGCGCUCAAGUUUAAUAAACUUCUUGUUAAGGCAGCAGCUCUGGAACGUACACAAGAACAAUCAAAUGAGGAAAGCAUGGAUGGUAUGACUGCACAAAAUGCUAGGUAUGUAGGAAAUACAAUCAACUUGGAUGAAUUCCCGGUACUCACAAAACAGAAUAUUGAGGAGGAUAUACACAUUCCAACCGAGAAUAUGGAGGUGGUUGUACACACUCCAACCGAGAUAGAGAAGGAAGACACAACAGGGACUCCAACUCUAAUCGAUGAAGAUACAACAAAGGAAAACACAACACCAAACAACUCAGAUGUUAACCCUGCCAACAUUGGACCGAUCCUCCACUCUUUUGAGCAUGAAGGUCAACUUUAUGAAAUUAGGUCUCACAUUGAGGAAGGGCAAACGUCAAACCACAAUGAUGAAAACCACACAACUCAUGAAUUCCAAGAAGUCCAGAAUAGAAGAAGUAAAAAAAAGCAAGCGAUGCCGAGGACCAUCAAAAUCAGAAGCUAUGAUCUUAACCUCGAAGUUGGCACUAUGAGCGAGAUCACGAGAUACUGGCCAAGUCGCAAAUCUACUACUAUGGAGAAAAUAGUUACUACAAAAACUUAUUCUGGACCCUUUUUCAUCUUGAUAAGAGCUUCUUCACUGCCUACCGCCCACCGCCCCAUGAUAAGAGCUUCUUCACUGCCUACCUCUUAUAUUUUCGUUCUCCGGUGUUCCGAUAUGUCUUUGUUCUUCAAUUUCCAGUGGCACUUCGAUCAUAGACAUCUGCAGACGUCAUCUAAAGAGUGAUCAAAGUAGGUAAAGUCAUCAUGCAUGCAACUAUAAUCCGUUGUUUCUAAACAUGUUGGAAGGAAUGAGCAAGUAGGUAAAAUCAUACAUCUAUUAAUCCAUUUGUACGACUGUACGCUGUGUUCUGUUUAUGUAACACCCUAAUCCGUCCAGGUCUGCAGCCCCUUUCGGACUAAAGUAUUAACUUGGUAAUCGUAAAAUUUAAAACUUUUCAAACACUUUUAUUUAUCAUAAACAGUACAGAGUUUU
Molecule: messenger RNA, 2517 nt
Organism: Cuscuta campestris
Lineage: Eukaryota; Viridiplantae; Streptophyta; Magnoliopsida; Solanales; Convolvulaceae
Source: the annotation of a GenBank genome assembly